Molecule: messenger RNA, 1962 nt
Organism: Eimeria necatrix
Lineage: Eukaryota; Apicomplexa; Conoidasida; Eucoccidiorida; Eimeriidae
Product: glycerol-3-phosphate dehydrogenase, putative
Exons: 12
Coding region: 1-1962 (653 amino acids)
Biological process (GO): glycerol-3-phosphate metabolic process
Cellular component (GO): mitochondrion; glycerol-3-phosphate dehydrogenase (FAD) complex
Molecular function (GO): glycerol-3-phosphate dehydrogenase (quinone) activity
Source: RefSeq, a predicted model, not a curated record
AUGCACGUCCUAGGUAGGCGUCUCGCCUACUCCUCCUUGGCUGUGGGGGCAUCUGCUGCAAUCGCCAACACCUUCUUCUGCAGGCAGCACAAGAGAGGCGGCGUUCCUGUGGGUACUAGGUAUUACGUAGGCCAAACAGAAGCCUUGGAAGCGGCUGCUCAGGAGACCCCGCAAAAGACCCACCGAAGAGACUGCUUCCCCCCAACAUACCUCCCACCCUCUAGGGAAGAGAUGAUCGCCAAGAUGAAAAAAGAAAAGUUCGAUGUUUUGGUUAUUGGGGGAGGCGCAUCAGGUGUGGGUGUACUGUUUGACGCGAGCAGUCGCGGGCUGAAAAGCUGUUUGGUGGAAUCUAAUGAUUUUGCUUCGGGAACUUCAAGCAAAAGCACUAAGCUUGUCCAUGGAGGCAUUCGCUACUUGCAGAAGGCUUGCGAGACAUUUGACUGGGGACAAUUAUCUUUGGUGUGCGAGGCUCUAGAGGAGCGGGCUCAUCUACUACGCGCAGCUCCCCACAUCGCCGAACCGCUAGCAAUUUUGAUGCCUAUUUACAAGAUGUGGCAAAUUCCCUACUAUUGGUUUGGCGUUAAAGCAUACGGAUUCUUGGCAAACCUUGUCUGCUGCGGCGACACGCAAAUCCCGCCCACGUCAUACCUGUCUGCUCGCACCUCACGAUUCACUUUACCACUGCUGCCGCGUGAGGGACUGAAGGGCUCUCUCCUAUACUUCGAUGGCCAGAUGAACGAUAGUCGCAUGUGUCUCUCUCUCGCCCUCUCCCCCACUGUCCCCGGAUUUGUGGAGGGUAUGCAGCCAGCAGCAGCAGCCAACCAUGUGGCAGCAAAAGAAUUUAUCAAAAACGAAAAUGGACAGAUUAUCGGGGUGAAAGUGCAAGACCGUGAAACCGACGAAGAGUUCACGAUCCACUGCAAGGUCGUCGUGAACUGCACAGGGCCACUGACGGAUAGUGUGCGCAAGAUGGACCAUGAAGAUGCAGCCUCUCUCGUCAUUCCUGCAGCAGGGACGCACAUCGUGCUACCCCACUGGUACACUCACAAGACACCCUUUGGACUGCUGUUACCACAGACCAGCGACGGUCGCGUGUUGUUUCUUCUUCCUUGGGAGGGGCGCACUGUCGCGGGUACCACCGAUGCGCCUGCCAAUGAAACAACUGAACCCAGACCUGGAGUGAGUGAAGUGGACUUCCUGGUCAACGAACUUUCCGCCUACCUGAGGAUGGACCCCCAACAAAUGAGGGGCGACAUUCAAUCUGUGUGGGCAGGCCACCGGCCACUUAUCUCCCAGACAUCUGAAGCAAAAGACACGGCCGGAGUUGUUCGCUCUCACACGGUUCUUGUUGAUCGCGAGUCGGGCCUCAUAAGCUUGAUGGGUGGCAAGUGGACCACGUAUAGGCGCAUGGCGCAGGACGCGGUAGACACCCUUCUGGAAGUACACAAAGACAAGGUGGCAGCUUCAAUGCCGUGUCGCACAAAAGGAAUGAAAGUUCAAGGGGCAGUCGAUCCCCUGGGCACACUCCAGCCAGAAGACUGUCGCUUCUGCAGUGGAAAGCUGGAGCACGAAUUAAGCACGUCUUUCCCUUUUUUAACUUUCGAACAAAGAGAGCACCUCGUCAGACACUAUGGAUUUAUGGCCAGAGAUGUUGUUGAGCUCGCCAAAAAGGAAUCUCUAAUGGAGCCUCUGGUUGAAGGCCUGCCCUACUUGAAGGCUGAAGUUCUUUACGCUUGCCGAUACGAACAAGCCCGUUCAGUUUCCGAUAUCUUGGCCAGGCGCCUCCCCAUUCUGUUCUUAGACCACAAGUUGGGCGUCGAAGCCAUAGACACCGUCUGCAGCAUGAUGGCGAAGGAACUGGGGUGGAGCGCAGCAACGGCAAACAAGAAGAAAGAGGAAGCGAACAAAUACGCGGAAACGUUCACCGCCGCCCCGGAAGAGGAACGCCCGGAACGCCCCUAG